GAACAGAAGGCCAAUGAAGAGGCUGAAGCUGCAAGGAAGAAUGCUUUAGAUGAAUCGAAAGAGCCUUCUUUAACAAAUGAUAGAGAAGAAAGACGAAAAGCUCUUGAAGAAAUGAGGUUGAAACGUGAAGAAGCGAAACAGCUAAAAUUAGGUCUUACAGAAAAUAAAAAGGAAAAAAAACCUUUAAGUAAAGAAGAGGAAAAGAAGAAAAAGGAAAUGGAAGAGAUACGUCGAAAGGACUUGGAAGAAGCUGAAAAGAAGAAGAAAGAGGCUGAGAAAAAGAAAACACCACAAAGAGAAGUUGGGCCUGAUGAAGUCGAAAAAGAAAAGAAGGAAAAAAGGCCUUCAAAGGAUGAAGAAAAAGAAAUGGAAAAAUUCCAUCAAGAAAGGGAAUCUAGAUUGAAAAAGAGGAAGGAGGAAGAAGAAAAUGCUAAGAAAGAACAAGAGGAAUUAGUUAGAAAAAUGGAAGCAGCUAAGACUAAAGCUUUAACUGAAGAGGCUGCUAAAAAGGAAGAACAAGAGAAGCGGAAAAAACAGAUGGAAGAGGAGGACAAGGUGAAAAAGCAAAAGGAGGAAGAGGGGAAAAAAUUAGCUGAUGAAAAAUCGACAAAAGAAAAAGCUGAAGAAGCAGCGCUAAAAAUGCAAUAUGAAGCAGAUGAUGUUGAUAAAAUGACAAUGAAACGUAAAACUAUGAAGAGACAAACAUUUGAUAAAGAUGAGAUGCCAGAUGAGAAGGCGCGUGAAUCUUUAACUGGUGAUGACCAAUUUGUUAUGGCUGGAGCAUUAAAAGUAGAGACAAGAAAAGCUAUUGGAGAGGAAGAAGAGGAAUGGGAAUUUGUUGAAGAAGAGGAUGAAAAGCCGAGGGAAUUGACUCCUCGGAGGUAUGAGGAAUCUAAAGUAGAGUUUGACGAUGUUGAAGAGUUUCUGAAUAAACGUCGUAUGCAAAGAUUACAACUUGAUGAAGUUCAAGCAUUUGAGGAGCUUCCUAGAGCUACUCGACAUCGGACAAUGCGGAAAGGCUUUGUUUCCUUGCCUGAUUCUCAACUCUUUGCUUCACGAGGGGAUACUGUAGUGUUUGAAUGUGAAUUAUUUAAUGAGAGUGAUACCGUUGAAUGGCAAAUUAAUGGGAAAUCAUUAAAUGAAUUUAACGAUGGGAGAUGUUCUAUACAAAAUUAUGCUUAUAUUAGACAAUUAACAAUUGAAAAUGUUGUUCCAAAAGAUAGUGGAUUAAAAGUUUCAAUUACUUUGGAGGGGCAAACUCAUCAAAGCAAAUUGACAGUUGAAGAGGUUCCUGUCGAAUUUGCAGAGAAAUUACCCAGAAAAGUUAUUGCAAAUGUUGGGGAUACAACGGCUACAAUCGUUGCUAUCUUAACACACGAUUGUGCUAAAAACAUUAGUUGGUAUCACAAUGGACAGCCAUUAUUUACAGAUAAUACUUAUCAGAUUAUAAAUGAAGGAUGCAUAUGUAGUUUAUUGGUAAGAGAAAUAGAUUACAAACUUGGUGGCCGAUACACUAUUAGUGCUGACAAAGUCGAGUCUUCCACAAUUUUAGAAGUACAUGGUAAACCCUCGAUGGAAUUUACCGAUAUUGGAUUACAACGUAUUGUAAUUGAUGCAAACGAGAAUUUAACACUUAAAGUCCGUCUAAAAUCUUUACCAGAACCUGAAGUCGAUUUGUAUUUAAAUAAUGAAUUGUUAACGCCAGAAUUGAGAACUUAUGUUACAAUUUUAGAAGAAUCUGUUUUAGUAACUAGAAGAGAAUUAAGUCGACAUGAUAGAGGAAUUUAUAAACUUGUUUUGUUUAAUGAAUACGGGGAGGAUUCGUUAGAAUAUGAUGUUUAUGUUAGAGAUGUACCUGAUGCGCCUUCUGGACUGAUGGUGACUGAAGUUGGGCACGAUUAUUGCUUCCUAAAAUGGAAUCCACCUCUAGCAACCGGUGUUAGUGACGAACGAGAACGAAUAACUGGUUAUGUUAUAGAGAAGAAGGGGACAAAUAGAAGAGUUUGGCAGCGUGUUGGACAGCUUUCUGCAUAUUCACUAGAAAUAUUUAUUGAAGACCUAGAUUAUGACACGGAUUAUGUAUUCCGUGUUGCUGCAACUAACCGAUUUGGAGUUGGAGAGUUUUCCAAAUUGGCACAGAUAACUACUGGAACUCCCUUCUCCGCUCCCGUUAUGCACUCAGCUCCCCGCAUUUCUCAUACUUAUGAACGCAGUGUGCGACUUGAAUGGGACGAAUGUUGGGACACUGGAGGUAGUCCUUUGUUUGGUUAUGAUGUUUUCUGCAGAAUUGGAGCUGAUUGGCAGAAGAUGAAUGAAUCUACAGUUUUUACUGAAAAUUUUUGGGUUGAUGAAUUUUUGGAUGCAAGCAAGAAUGGAUGUGUUUUUAAAGUAGAAGCACAAAAUUAUGCUGGAUUGCAUUCCGAUUCGAAUAUUGUAUCUGAACCUCUUCAAGUAGAUGAACAAUCCAUAGCUAGUCAUGCAGCUCAACACCAACAAAUGUCAGCCCCCAAAGUUACUAUACUUGGAGGCACACGAGUUCGCGUCUCCUGGGAAAUGCCGGAAUGGCUUGGAAGUAUUGCUGGGCCGAAAUAUUUUGUUGUUCAAUACCGAUCUGAGGGAACAUAUCUGUGGAAUGAAGUUCUCGAGCAGUACAAGCAGUCACCUGCAAUAGUUGAGGAUGAACUAAAGGAGGGAGUACCGUAUAAAGUUCGCGUUGUUUUACGCUCUACAGGGGAAACAGAAAAAGAAGAUAUCUCUGCUUCAGACGAAAGUGACAUAAUUAAAAUUUCUGGUUUUAAUGUUCCAAUAUUAACCAAAACUUUACGUGAUGCCCUUAUACCCAAAAAAGAAGAAGUUUGUUUAGAAAUUUGUGCUGUCAGUGAACCUGCACCUCUCUUUGUAUGGUUAAAGAAUGGGGAAGAGAUUGUACCCUCUCCAGAAUAUGACAAUGUUUCUAUAAGUAAUGAAGGUUAUGCAAGUAAAUUGGUUAUACACAGAAUGGGUGAAAAUGAUGAGGGUUAUUAUACGUGCCAGAUUAGCAAUGAAUAUGGAAUGAUUGAAACAAAAACAUUUAUUCGUAUGGGAAAAGUACAAGCUCACUUUAUCAACUCCUUCGCAGAAAAAAUAACAGCUACAGAAGGGAAAGAUGUAGUUCUUGAAUGUGAGGUUUCCGACCCCGAAGCUUCUGUUAGUUGGACCAGAAAUAAGCGCCAUAUUGGUGAAACAACAAAUAGAAUUUCAUUGGAGCAACAAGGCUAUAAGAGACGCUUAAUUCUUUAUGGAGCAAUGAAAGAAGAUUCAGGCAUAUACACAUGUGAAAUAGAAACAGCUACAGGCUCCGAUAAGAAAGUUCAAACAGAAAUUGUUGUUAGACCAGAAAAGGCUCGUAUUGUGUUUUCCCCUCAAGGAAGGAUAAUCUGCCAUUAUGGGGAGAAAAUCCAACUUUAUGCCGAUCUUUCUAAAAGCGCAGAAGAUGUUGUUUGGUAUAAAGAUGGAUUACCUCUACAAUGUAAAAAGUGUUUUGCAUACUUUGAGGGUACUAAAGCAUUGCUUGAAAUUUACAAUUUUGAUGAAUCUGAUAUUGGAGAGUACAGUAUAUCAUUGGAAGGGGGCGAAAAGAGUGCUCCAGCUAAAUUGAGAUUUGAAGUUUCGCCAAAAAUUGAGUUGCGUCGUUAUCAUCAUGAAGAAAGAAUAGUUAAAAUCGGAGGAGAUGAAUUUACCGUAACGGCAAAUCUUCUAGGUUGGCCAACUCCAAAACUUUCAACUCUUCUCAAUGAUAACCCUAUAAAUGAUGCAAAACAAGUAGUGGUAAAUGCUGGUGUUGGUUGUGGUGAAGUUCAUACAAUAAAUAUAAGAAGUUUGAAAAGAUCGCAUAGUGGAAGGAUAUGGCUUCGAGCUUCAAACGAAUUUGGAGAAGAUUCCUCUUACAUCGACUUGAAAGUUUUGGACGUUCCUUCUGCUCCCAUCAACCUACGAGUCCGUAACAUAACUUCAUCUUCUGUUGAUCUGUACUGGAAUAUUGCUGAAUCUGAUUCGUCUUAUAAAGGGGAAGAAUUUAUUGAAAGCUUUAUUGUUGAAAGAAAAACUGGAGAAAGACAAAGAUGGAGACAAUUACAACGAAAAAAUGCUGAGAGAAUAAAGACGGAUACUGGAGAAUAUGUUUAUACAAUUCAAGGGCUUUAUCCCGGUGAAAGCUAUGCUUUCAGAGUUUUGGCCUUUAAUGAAAUUGGGGAAUCAGAACCAAGCAAAGCUAUUGAUGUUGAUUUGCCACAAGAACAAUCUGAUGAUGAGGAAGAGGAAAGGAAGAUUGAAGGUAUUAGAAGACGAUUAUCUUCAACUGAGAUUUUACAAAGGAAGAUUUCUGAAACUCUUCCACCGUUGGAGAGACCAAGUAAACCAACUGUAAGCACAGACGGUCUUCAAACAAAAGCUAUUCUUAGUUGGGAACAAGUUGAUAGAGCUAUGCUUUACGGCAUCGAAAGGAGACGUUUAUCCGCUAGUAGUGAAACCGAUUUUUGGUUAGAAGUUGCCAAUAUUGAAAGAACAACAUUUAUUGACCGUUCAAUUUAUGAAACUGGACGUUAUGUUUAUAGAAUUGUGGCUAAAUUACCGGGGGUUAUGAAUAGUGAAGCUGGGACACAAAGCGAAGAAGUGUUUAUUACUGUCCAGAAUGUGCUUGAUGAAGGGGGCAGCAAGUCUCGUUUAGAAAGAAGAAUGGAACAACAUAGGUAUCCAGAAGAUUCGGAUGCUUCUACUUCGUCUUCUGUUCAGAGUUUGCUUGAUUCUGGAAUCCAAGACGAUGAUGGUUUCCAUUCUCCAAUGAAAAGUUUGCGAAAAAAGGUGUCAAUACCUAAAGAAGGUGGAAGCAGUGGCCGACGUGUUAGUUUUGCAGAAGAUAAAAAAUCUAGAGAAGAAAAACGGAAAGAAGACAAAUUGAAAUUUAAAGAGGAAAUGGAAGAACAAAGGCCUUCAUCAUCAUCUAGCUAUGAGUUUAGAGGGGAAUUUGAUAAAUUGGAAGGGGAAGAAAUGGAAAUGAAAGAGGAGGAGCCAGAAGAGGAGAAGAAGCUAAGUAAUGAGGAAAAGGAAGAAAAAAUUGAAGAAAAAGUUGAAGAAACUAACGAAAGUGAAGUAAAACCUAUAAGAACCAAAAUUCUAAAGAAGAAGACAAAAACAGAAAAGGAAGUUGAUACAACUAAAAUUGAGGAAAAUAUUGAAGAUAAAUCUCCAAUAUCAUUAGAAGAAGAAAAAAUAAAAGAAGAAAAGGAGGAUGUAAAAUUAGACCUUGAAAAGGUGAAAAAAGAAGAAACGAAAAGUGAAGAAGAUGAAAUUAAAGUAGAAAAAAAUAAAAAACAAGACGAACAAGGAGAAGAAAUUAAAAAUGUCGGAUUCGAGGUCCCACUUAAUGAUAUUGAGGCAGUCGAAGGGCAAAUCCGUGUUGAAAUGGUGGCAAAGUUGGAGAAAAGCACACGUGAUUCAUUAAUGCGUGCAAAAUGGUUUAAAGACGGAAAACUUUUAAAUACUCGAACAUUGAAGCAUAAGGCAUUAUUGGAUAAUAAAGGAGAAGCAAAACUAGUCAUAAACAAAAUUGAAAAGGCUGACGAGGGCCUUUACAAACUCGAACUUGAACUUAGUAACCGGGAACAGUCAAAACCUUCAACCCAGGCAUAUUUGUCUGUUAGAGGAAAAGGUGAAUUGCCUAAAGCUGCCAUUGAAACGAAAACAACCGAUACUGGACGCAAACCCGUAGGAAAAGCAGCGCCACAAGAAACACAAAAAACACCACCAAAAUUUGUUAAGAAACCAAAACCUAAUGCCGAAUCCAUCAAAGGCUCACGUAUCUGUCUCAGUGGAUCAUUCUCAGGCUUUCCACUUCCCAAACUUAAGUGGCUUCGAAACGGGAAAGAAUUCUUAGCGGAUGAGUUUAUUCUAUUAAAUAUCAAUUACAACGAGGAUUUGGAAUUAAACGAGUUUAUGUUAGAAAUUUUGAAAUUUACACCACCUGAACAUGAGGGGACAUAUACUGCCCUAAUUCAAAAUGAGCAUGGCAGCGAUUCUGUCUCAAUUUUAGUUUCCGAACUUUCUUUAGAGGAUAAAAUGAAAAAUUUUGGUGUAUCAGAAAAGAAGCUUCCAGAAGAUGAAAACUCUUGCAUCAACAACAGCAACAGGGAUGAAAUUCCCGAAUCUACAAUAAUAAAGAAUGGAGAGAAGGACUGUUUAGUUAAUACAAAAUUAGUUAAUAAUAGUAGUAAAGUAGAAUUAGAUAUUAUAAACAACAAAAACAUAAAUGAUGAUAAAAACAAUUCUGAUGACAACAUAAAUAUCUGUAAUAACCAAGACAACGACAACAAAAACAUCGACGACAACAACACAAACAACAUCGACAACAAAAACAUCAAUGAAAACAAAAACAACAAUUAUAAAAACAUCAGUAACAACGAAAACAUCGACGACAACAAAAACAUUAAUGAAAACAACAACAACAAUUAUAAAAACAUCAGUAACAACAAAAACAUCAAUGAAAACAACAACAAAAACAUCAAUGAAAACAACAACAAAAACAUCAAUGAAAACAACAACAAAAACAUCAAUGAAAACAACAACAAAAACAUCAAUGAAACCAAAAACAACAAUUAUAAAAACAUCAGUAACAACAAAAAUAUCGACGACGACAAAAACAUUAACAAAAACAGAAAUAUCAAUGACGACAAAAACAUCAAUGAAAACAACAACAAAAACAUCAAUGACAACAAAAACAAAAACAUCAAUAACAACAAAAACUACCAUGACAAUAUCAACAACACAGAUAUCAACAACACAACCAACAACACAAACGCAGUAGAUUCAAAUUCAAAGUUUCAAACAAAACUAAUGCGACGGAAAAAUGCAAAAAUGUCGACAGCAUCAACAAUAUCAUCAACAACACUUGCAAGCAUAAAUAUAGAUGAAGAUGUUCUACAACAAAAUCAACUUUCAACAGAAACAACAUCAACAACAAAUGGAAUAAAUACAAACGAUUUCCUUCUACAAAUAGGGGCUGAUGGAGAGCAACAAAAGUUUGAGUUAAAUGAAGAUGAUCUUGAUGAUAAUACAAAUAAAGAACAAAGACAGAAAAAGACGCUUCAAAUAAUUAAUGCAGCAAUAGAACAACGAAAUUUAAAAAUAUGCAGACCAAGAUUUUUUGCGCGACCAAAACCUCAUAAACAAGUUGCGGAAGGAAAGAGUUUAAGAUUGAAAGCAGCAAUUAGCGCAAAUCCUACACCCCAAGUUUAUUGGGAUAGAAAUGGUAUUAGGCUCGAAACAGGAAGCAAAUAUUCUAUUUUUCAGGACGGGCAAGUUUUCCUUCCUAUCUACUUUAAUCUCAAAAAUUUCAGUGAUUUUUUUCUUUUGGAGGUUCAUUCACUAUCAGUCUUUGAUAGUGGUCUAUACAAUUGUACAGCAAAAAAUACAGAGGGUGUAGCCUUCUGUUCAGCAAAUGUACAAGUUGUUGAACUAGCUACCCCAAAAUCUAGCACUGAAAGUUUAAUCAAAACUGAAUCGCCUAUUAAUCAAAGAAUGAAACGCCAAAAAUCGCGUUCUGAGCUAAUGGCACCAGAAAUUAUUGAAGCUUUACCUUGUGAAGCUAAAGCAAUUUCUGGCAAUCAAUUCAUUGCGGAAUGUCGUGUAUUAGGCAAUCCAAUCCCUUCAAUUUGUUGGCUUCACAAUAACACAAGGAUCACCCCAAAUUCUGAUCAUAUAGUUUUAUCAUUUGAUGGGGAACUAUCCAAACUAUUUAUUUCCAAAAUUUCGUCACUCGAUUCUGGACGUUACAUUUUUAUCGCUGAAAAUUCUUCCGGAACAGUUCGUUCGGAAAUGAAUUUGUUAGUUAAUAAAGCAAUUCGAGAGGAUGAUUUACUUUCUCCUAAAUUUAUUGAAUCUAAAGUCCGUUUACGACAUCAAAUUGAAAUUGGAGAUAAUGGAGUUAGUCAAAGAGAAAUAGUAUUACUUGCUGAGAUUAUAGAAGGCACAGAACCAAUAACAAUUAAAUGGUUUACACCAAAUCGUGUCGAAAUAACUAAUGACCAUUUAAAUGCUUAUCGUAUUGAUCGUGUAGGGAAGGAUUCCCGUCUAACCAUUUUUGAUGCAUUUCCUACAGAUUCAGGGGAUUACAAAUGCUUGGCAGAAAAUAAAUUUGGUACUGCAAAGUGUAUAUUUGAAUUAAAAAUUAAUGAAAAAAAUAAUUUUAACUACAAUUUUGAACAAAAACCACCUACUGUUUCCGCUAAACAGUCAACUAUUUAUGCAAAACAAGGACAACGUUUUGUAGAUCUAAUUUUUAGUGUUUUUGGGGAUGAAACUGUUAUAUGUUGGUAUAGGAUUGUCCAAGAUUCUGAACAACACAUAAUCCCUAACACUAAAAAAUAUGAAGCCAAUAAUAAAGAUAACGGACAAUGCGUAUCUUUGCGAAUUUAUGAUUUACAAAUUAAUGAUGCUAGUCAAUAUAAAAUUGUUGCAAUAAAUCGUUGUGGGGAGGCUUCUGGAAUAAUUAAACUUUUCGUUAACACAAACAUAACUAUUAAUGAGAACAAGAAAUCAGCCCUGUGGUAA
Molecule: messenger RNA, 8583 nt
Organism: Meloidogyne enterolobii
Lineage: Eukaryota; Metazoa; Nematoda; Chromadorea; Rhabditida; Meloidogynidae
Source: the annotation of a GenBank genome assembly